Messenger RNA from Ceratotherium simum simum (southern white rhinoceros), 1445 nucleotides. The record is from RefSeq and is a predicted model, not a curated record. NCBI's taxonomy places the organism in Eukaryota, Metazoa, Chordata, Mammalia, Perissodactyla, Rhinocerotidae.
AUGCGGCGCCUGGAGCGUGUCCCUGUCCCUGGCGAGGCUUUGGCAGCCUUGGGCCUCGCUCUCGAGGAUUUGUUCUUUCCCGCUCCAACUCUUUCCCGACCCAACCACUCUGGGAUUCGCUCCACGAUGCAGAAGUACGAGAUUCUGGAUUAUGUUCCAUGGCAGCGGUCCAAGCAGAAAACCAAGCCAUCUACUCUGCCUCCAGUCCUUCAAACCACGGGCCGUAAGAAAAGCAAAAUGAAGACUUUGACUAGCGUCCAGCCAGGGUUGCAUUCCAAGCCCACCAUGGCAAUGACAAGCCAGCUGAGGAAUCCACCAGAACUGCGAGGAGGGAAUUUGGACUCUGGGAAGCUACAGGCCAACAUCCGGCUAAUGAGGAAGAUGCUUAGGAACUCGCAAACCUCACUCCAGGAGCGCCGCAAGCACGAGGACUUCCUCACCAAGCUCAAUGGGGAGCUGAUCAAGACCAUCCAGGACAUGGAGGACAGCUGUGCCGAGAGACUGCGCGCGAUGCUGCAGCAGCAGGACAUCCUCGCGACCGUCGUUGACAUCUUGGACAGCUUCAACAAGAAGAGUCUGCAGCAGAUGAAGCGUGAGCUUCAGGAGUGGCAGGAGAAGGAGGAAUCCAAGAUGAGCUACCUGGAGCAGCAGGUGGAGCAGCUGAAUGGCAAGAUCGAGAAGACCCAGGAGGAGGUGAGCUUCCUGAGCACUUACAUGGACCAUGAAUAUCCCGUCAAGUCGGUCCAGAUUGCCAACCUUGUGCGCCAGCUGCAGCAGAUGAAGGACAGCCAGCAGGAUGAGUUGGAUGACCUUGAUGAGAUGCGCAAAGUGGUCCUGGAGUCUUUGUCCCAGCAGAUUCAGAAGAAGAAAAAAGACCUUCUGAGGGCUCUGGUGGUGAAAACCCAGUAUCCCUAUCAGGAGGCUCUCCUGCAGAAGAUUUGGGAUAGCCAGAACAUGCUGAAAUGCGUGGGCAAGUUCAGAGAAUGUAUCAGCCAGCUUGAGGAGGAAAUACCCACAUUAAGGGCCGAGGUGGAACAGCUCCGAGCCCAGAUCCAGGAACCUCGAGAGAUCAUAUUUGCAGACGUUCUGCUUCGGAGACCCAAGUGCACCCCAGACAUGGAUGUCAUCCUCAAUAUCCCUGUGGAAGAGGUGCUACCCUUCUAGAUGGCGGGGCCGUGGGCUGCCCCUCUGUCCCUGCACUCUCUUCCCCACACCUGGAGCCUUGAGUCAUCUCCUUCCAAGACUACGUCCCCAUUCAGACCCUGGUCUGCAGUUCUUCCCUCCCUCUGUCCCUUCUCUCCCUCCAUCCCUCCUUUCUUCCCUCCCUUCCUCCCUCCCUUUUUCCCUUCCUUUCUCCCUUCUUCUGGUUGGUGCUGCUGCUUGGGCCAGGUGGGAAUUCCCAAAGGAAAGUCUGCCUGUUCCAUUUUACCAAUAAAGCUGGAUUU